UCCCCCUGGAGAUGAGAGACGAGCUGGUUGCCGGAGUGGAAUACAUCAAGACUCUGGUGAACAGAUUCAACAAGUUGAAUCCGAUGAUCAUUGAGGUGUUCGGUAAAAAGUUGGCAGAGAUUUUGUGCCGUAAAUACAUUGGGCACUGGUACCCGGACAAGCCUAUAAAGGGCCAGGCGUACAGAUGCAUCAGAAUCAACAGACAAGAUAGGGAUCAGAGCAUCCUAGAGGCUUGCGCUCAGUGUGGUCUCAGCUACAAGGACUUGUCUUUGCCCAAAGAGAUGACCCUGUGGAUUGACCCUUAUGAAGUCUCCUGCCGGCUGGGAGAAGAAAACUACCCAUACACAGUGGCCAUUUUUGACUCCAGGACUGAACGUAUUCCAGCAGAUACCAGCAUCAUAAAUGGUCAGGAAAAAGCCUCCACAGAUAACAAAUGCUCCACUCCCACCCCAGAAGAGGACAGCUCCGUCUCAAGUUCUUCACUCCCAUCAUCCCCCAGUGUUGCAGGUGCUGAGAGCGAUAGCGGGUAUGAUGGUAGCUGUGAAGAUACAAAUACACCACCAACCUCAUGCAGUCCUACAGAAGAAAACAUCUGGCCUCCACGGCUCUCUUCAGAACACCAGCUCCUCUCUGGAUCCCUGACUGGAGGGCGACACAAUUUUAUCACCAAAUCAGUAUAG
This is a messenger RNA of Nanorana parkeri, 680 nucleotides long. RefSeq names its product protein BTG4-like. Lineage: Eukaryota; Metazoa; Chordata; Amphibia; Anura; Dicroglossidae. Gene Ontology annotation, biological process: negative regulation of mitotic cell cycle; negative regulation of cell population proliferation. The transcript is spliced from 4 exons. Bases 12 to 680 code for a protein of 222 amino acids. The record is from RefSeq and is a predicted model, not a curated record. Gene Ontology annotation, cellular component: nucleus; cytoplasm.